This is a messenger RNA of Theileria orientalis strain Shintoku, 660 nucleotides long. RefSeq lists its product as hypothetical. The record is from RefSeq and is a predicted model, not a curated record. The transcript has 8 exons. Bases 1 to 660 code for a protein of 219 amino acids. NCBI's taxonomy places the organism in Eukaryota, Apicomplexa, Aconoidasida, Piroplasmida, Theileriidae.
AUGAAUUAUUUAACUUAUUUUAGUAUUUUCUUUUUCUAUAAGAUAAAACAAGUCAUUUCUUCUUUACCUGAUGUUGACAACAAGGUAAAGAUUCCUGAAGCGCUCACUCCGGAGCAAUAUCAAAAGGUUGAUAAAUUAGUAAAUAAUCAAGAUUAUAUUGAUUAUGAACUAAAGGAUCAGUUAAAAAGAUUAGGAGAGCUUCAUAGCUCAAUCGGAAAAUUAACGGGAAAGGAGUCAACUGUUAAUUCCAUGGAGGCACCUGUAAUAUACUUGGAACCUCCACUAAUAUUGCCUAAAAGUCAGAUUAAGACUGACGAGGAGGUGGAGAAUUUCUUAAAAAAGGUUGGGCUUGAGGACGAGACUAACGACAAGUCCGACGAUCCUUAUAAGAUUACCAACAUCGAUGAUGCGAAGACCACAGAGAGUUCAAUUAAAUCCAAACUCGCCAAAAUGAGAAAAACUAGAGAAGAUAUGUUUAAAAAAAUGAGAACCUUAUCAAUUAAGAUACCGGGAGAUCCAGAAGCAACAAGAGAAUUCAAUAACUUGAAAAUCGGUCUCAAGAAAUUAGACGACGCCCUGGAAAAUCAAAUAAAAAAGCUAACUCAAGUUGAACAUGUUAAAGCAGCUCUUAUAGAUUUGGUGAGUGGAAUUUUGAGGUAG